This is a messenger RNA of Pangasianodon hypophthalmus (striped catfish), 3718 nucleotides long. It is a transcript of the gene arhgef15b, whose product is annotated as Rho guanine nucleotide exchange factor 15b. The coding region runs from base 398 to 3205 and encodes 935 amino acids. Gene Ontology annotation, molecular function: protein binding; guanyl-nucleotide exchange factor activity. The transcript is spliced from 16 exons. Gene Ontology annotation, biological process: activation of GTPase activity. Lineage: Eukaryota; Metazoa; Chordata; Actinopteri; Siluriformes; Pangasiidae. The record is from RefSeq and is a predicted model, not a curated record.
GAUUGCAGUGUUGUGUGUGUGUGUGAGAGUGUGUGAGUGUGUGGCUCUGGGACAGCAGGGGCGACACACCGGCAGGAAAACAAAGAGCACAUCCUCCUCACUGCGAUCUCCAACAAAAGAUCCGGCGAGCAGCAUCAGUCCCGCAUCACACCCGCAUCUCCUGCGUUUCAACACACACACUGAAGGAUCUGAGAGUAAAAGCGCCGCGGCGUGGAAACGCAGACGCGUGUGUUUAAUCCCGACAGGUACAUCAGAGGCUUCAUCCCCGAACUGCUUCAUCAUAUUACUGCCCAUGAAGAGGAGUUAAUCUGGACACACACACACACACACACACUCAAACACGCAUGGACUAGAGGAUGAAGCUGGAAAACCCUGAGUGACCUUCCGCUCUGGUUCCAUGCUGGCUCGUACAAACAUGUCGUCUCCGGAAGCCGCACAACCUCCCCCAAAACCCGAACUUAAACAGAAACCCCGAAUCCCUUCAAAACCCGACACGAACACCUCACACUCACCUCUCAUGGACAAGGACACGUUAAAUAAAAACAGUGGGAAAGUCCAUGAGAUAGUCAGCAAGUUUAACCACCAUGAUGCUCAGCCUCCUGCUGCAGGUCCCGCUGAUGAAACUGGACGUAAAAAGAAACCGAAACGAGCACCUACGGUCAAACCCAAGCCUAAAGUCAAGAGUGUUCCUCCAGUCAGUGCUGAGCAGGUGCCACCGCUGCCCCUGAAACGACGCCAGUCACAGAGGAAGGACGCCGAGCAGAACUCGAGCACUGUCUCACGUGACUUCACGGAUGGCCGACGAUCAGCUCCCGAUGGUAAAGAGUUCGAGCAGCAGAGUGCGGGUUCGAGGCCGGAUCAGGAACCUCAAUGUGAGAAGAACUGCACUUGUGUGUGUCACCUGCAGCAUCCUGGCAUGAAACUCAUGUGGGUGCGGAUAUCUGAGGAAGAGGAAGAGGAGCUCAAACAGACCGAUGAAGACGUGGUCAAUGAGGAAGAGAGCAAGAGCGACGAAGAAGCAGAAUUAGAAUCGUAUCAGAGCGCGUCUUCAGAAUCAGAUUACAGCCUGAACGACUCCCAGUGCGGGAAUAAAACCAAGUUUAAGGCGACUCUGAAUAUAAUAGAGCGACAGCUGAGGAGGAAAUCCGACCCCGGUCCCGAGGCUGUGCUUCACGCCGUCAACUCUUUGCCUCAGUUUCAGCCACACCUCACCAAGGCCUACUCUGAAUCAGAAGAGGAGUCUGUUUAUGAAGCCACGAUCGAUUUGAUCAUUCCUCCCAGACGGGCAGCCGAGGAAACUCCUACCAUACCUGAAAUCCAAGUGAACAAAUCUGCUCCUGCCGUUCCACCCCGGAAGCCUCUGGAUAAAACCAAAGGGCGAUACGUUCCCAGAAGAGUUCCACUAUCUCCACUACCGGGAGCAUUCCAACUCCCAAAGCUGCCUUCUGCAGAUCAAGGUUCCAGUGAACGCCUGCAGCCAGUUCGACAACCACCGCCACCUCCUCCAACCAAAGCCAAAGACAGACUCCUGAGCAACCUCUCUCAGACAUGUGAAGAAGGUGAAGAUGAUCAAAGCCAUGGUGGAGAUGAAACUGAAAACAAGGAGCAAAGACGAUCUACUGGCCUGUCUCGAAAGAAGUCGGUUGAUAUAGAGGCUAAUAUGCCAGAAGAGCUUCUGUACCAGAUUUACACUGAAACCUACAUAUCGAGGGAGAUUCGACGGCAGACGGUGUGUCGUAGCAUCAGUAAGACGAGCGCCGAUUACCCGAUGGAUCACGGACCCCCGCGGCUCAGCCCCAACUGCUUGAGAAGCAGUCCUAUUUCCUUCCAGAGGACGCUGUGGCAGGACCAGCCUAUUGUCCGGGAGAGCGGUAUCCUGAACAUCCUCGCGCCAGAGGAGUGCAAGUACCAGGAGAGCAUGUUCGAGGUUUUGACAUCAGAAGUGUCGUACUUGCGUUCCCUGCGUGUCCUGACCGACCAUUUUAUGGAGUCACGAGAACUGAAUGAGAAUCUUAUUAACCGAGACAAAAAAACUCUCUUCUCCAACAUCCUGCGCAUCCGAGAAGUCAGCGAGAAGUUUCUUAAGGACCUGGAGGACCGGCUGGAUGAAAGUUUACUCCUCAGUGACAUCUGUGAUAUCAUCAAUUACCACGCGCAGCACAACUUCCCCGCGUACAUCGACUACGUUCGGAACCAGAUUUACCAGGAGAAGACCUUAACCUCGCUUAUGCAGAGUAACGCUGGCUUUGCGACGGUGAUUGGUCAUCUGCAGGAGGACCCCAAAUGCCAGCGGCUGCCCUUUUCAUCCUUCCUCCUGCUGCCCUUCCAGCGAAUCACACGCAUCAAGAUUCUUAUUGAGAACAUCCUGAAGAGAACUGCUGUGGGCACCAAACAAGAGGAGAUGGCCUCGAAAGCUCUGGCUGCUGUGUCCAAGAUUAUAGAGGAGUGUAACACCCAGGUUGGGAAGAUGAAACAGAUGGAGGAGCUCAUAGAGAUCAACAAGACGCUGGAGUUUGACAAGCUGAAGGCCGUGCCAAUCAUCUCGCAGACCCGUUUCCUGGAGAAGCGAGGAGAGCUGCAGGAGAUGGCCAAAGGUGGAACCCUGUUUAAUAUUAAACCCAAGUUCACGCCCGUCUACCUCUUCCUCUUCAACGACCUGCUCGUCUUAGCCAGCAAGAAAGGCUCGGAGCGCUAUGUGGUGAUUGACCACGCCCACCGCUCUCUGGUGCAGGUUCACGCUAUGGGAGAGCAGGCGAUGAGUGUGAAUCUGGAGAACUGCUUCUGCCUCACGCUGCUGGAGAACCAUCAGGGACGCAUGAUGGAGAGGCUCUUGAAAGCGCCAUCUGAGUCUGAUAUGCACAGAUGGCUGGCGGCGUUCCCCAACCCUGAGGAUCCAAACCGAGAGCAUGAGGAGACCGUAUAUGAAGACUGGGACUGUCCACAGGUGCAGUGUGUAGAGCAGUACAUAGCGACGCAGGCUGAUGAGAUAAAUCUGGAGCCCCCAGAGAUCAUCAAUGUCAUCCGCAAAACCAACGAAGGAUGGUACGAGGGGAUCCGUCAUUCUGACGGUCAGAAAGGCUGGUUCCCCGUGAAGAACGUUCUGGAAAUCACCAGCGAGCACAUGCGACGACGAAACCUGCGAGAACGUUACCGCGUCAUGCAGGCGGCCAGCGCCAUGACCAACAAGACACGGACCGGCUCGUGACCGCACAACACACACAUGGACAUUGUGUUUUUUUACUGGACAUGUGAACAAGAAGAAGAAGAAGAAGAGAUGUGAGCCUUCAUGAUCAGUAGUUAUGAUUUGUUUUAAGCAACGUGCUGCAGAACAGAGAUCAUCACACUGCCGACUGCAAUUCAUGUCUUAUUAAAACAUGUUCCUUUUACAUAACGUGUGUGUGCGUGUGUGUGUGUGUGUGUGCCAGCGAUUUUGAGCAGUCAGGAGAAUUACACUUGUAUUUUUUACACUUCUGCCUCAUUUCCCAUCAUGCCUUGCUGAGUGAAAGUGAAGAACUGGACCUGAAAACACUCAAAAGGUUUUUGCUGUUAAAGUUUCACAAUGUCACGAGGCCUUUCUGAUUUUUGACUUUCUUCAACUAAAAUCAAAUCCAAAAUGGAAAGCACAAAAAAAAUCACUCAGUUUAUGUUGUGUGUUCAUGUGUAAAGUGUAAAGUACAUUCUAAUGUGUAUUGAUUACAUGCAUAAUUCUUUUUAAACA